Molecule: messenger RNA, 1993 nt
Organism: Bactrocera oleae (olive fruit fly)
Lineage: Eukaryota; Metazoa; Arthropoda; Insecta; Diptera; Tephritidae
Source: RefSeq, a predicted model, not a curated record
CAAUAGAGCCGUUGGGAAAUAUGUGCUUUUGCUGGAUUUCUGUUGAGAAAUUUCUGUACUUUAUUUUAAAUAUCAAUACACGGAAUGUAAAUUUAUAUUCUCUGAUCAAUAUAAAUUAAAGAUAUGAAAAAUAUUAAAAAAUUUAAAUAUCAAAUCGAAAAUAAUGCACAUCUUAUAUUUUAUUAAAUCGUGAUAUCGAAAUUACUAUACAUUUUUAACUCUGAAGUCUUUAGCUCCAAAAUGAUACUGAACCGACAAUAUUUUUGUUUACCAAUGAAUGUGUGUAUGUAGUAAAGUGCGGAUUGUAUAUGUACCUUUUAGAGAUAAACAAAUUAUUAAAUGGGAGAGCCACAAUGGGGAGCACCAAAAUAAUAUUGAACUGUCGAACGUAUGUAUUGUUUUUAUCAGCAAUUAUUUCAUCAAAAAUCGAUCGUGCAGCUCUUCGUGGCAGCACGUAUUAUAAAAAAUACUCAACCAUAAAUAUUUGGACAAAUGACUCAUGACGCAUUGAGGCCAUGCUGCGGUGAGUGUAACAUUUGCCUUAAAAAGAACCAUACGCAUUCCAUCAGCGGCAGUAGCAAAAGUAGGAAGUGUACUUCGUGAAACGUAUUAAAUUGUUCUUUAUACUUGAUAUCUCUGCUAAAUAAGUGUACAGAAAGUGCUAUAAUGUUCGAUUUCAAUCUACAAUUUGCCCGUGGUGGAGCAACUGUUACCACGGAGCUCUUCGAAUUACUCUCAGCCGGUGGUGUAAAGCAAAACAUUGUCUUCUCUCCAUUUUCAAUUCAGACCUGUGCUGCAUUGGCAUUUGCCGGUGCCAGUGGAGAAACCGCUGAUCAAAUCGCUGAAGGUUUGAAAUUUGUGUCGAAUUUGCAUCCGGAAGUAGCUUCAACUUUCGCAUUUGUUUUUGACAAAUACAAGGAUAGUGAAUUGUUGAAAAUUGCCAACAAAGUGUACGUUCAACAGGGACAUGACUUGAAACCAGACUACCAAACAGACUUAAAAGAAAGUUAUAAUGCUGAAACUGAGAAUGUCAACUUUGAGGAAAGCGAAAAUGCUGCUUCCGUUAUAAAUUCUUGGGUUGAAGAUAAAACGGCUGGAAAAAUAAAAGAUCUCGUGCACGCAUCGGCUUUCAGUGCAUUAACCCGCCUGGUUUUAUUGAAUGCACUGCAUUUCAAAGGUUUAUGGGCGCAUAAAUUUGAUGAGGAACAAACCGCUGAAGAUGAUUUUUGGAUCUCCGAAGAGGAAUCAGUUAAAGUGCAAUACAUGAAUCAAAAAGCGAAAUUUGGCUAUGGUUACUUUGAAGAGUUGGACUGCCAGGCUCUUGAACUGCCUUACAAAGAUUCCGAUCUAUCAAUGCUAGUACUGUUGCCUAAUGAACGAGAAGGCCUCAAAACUCUUGCCGAGAAACUGAAAUCAGUAAAUUUGGUCGAUUUAGCUGGCGAUCUAGGUGCCGAUGAGGACGUUGUGGUUCAAUUUCCAAAGUUUAAGGUGGAAUUCGAAGUAGAAUUGACGGAAACAUUGAAGAAGCUGGGUAUAAGCAAAAUCUUCAGCGAGGAUGCUGAGUUUAGCAACAUGUUGGAAUCAUCCGAGAAUCUGCAAGUAUCCAAUGUUUUCCAUAAGGCUGUUAUUGAGGUGAACGAAGAGGGCACCGAAGCAGCGGCCGCAACUGCAAUGAUAAUGAUGACUCGUUGCAUUCUCAUGCCACUGCAGUUUGUUGCUGAUCGCCCGUUCUUCUAUGCUAUUUGGAAUAAGAGAAAUAUUCUAUUUGCUGGUGCAUUUGUCAAUGCGCCUUAAAAGGCCGCUGAGUUAGCGUCGAAAUAAGACGUCACGUUCAAACAUUCUUUGCGAACCAUGAAGUAUUUGAAUUCAACUAAAGCUUAUUAAUAUUUUUGUAAUGUUUUUAAUAUGAAAUUUUUUAAAAUACAUACAUACAUAUGUAAUCCAAUAAUAAAAAUGUCUCUAUACUGCAAUUUUCACAACAAAAAACAAAACG